Messenger RNA from Lecanosticta acicola, 1560 nucleotides. The record is from the annotation of a GenBank genome assembly. Lineage: Eukaryota; Fungi; Ascomycota; Dothideomycetes; Mycosphaerellales; Mycosphaerellaceae.
AUGGUCAACUUUGAGAUCCCACAGCAUUAUACCGACUCUCCGUCAUCACUUAGUGGUACUCCACAUCUGACGAUCAAUCGGGACAUUACUGCUCUCGAUCUCGAUUCCAGCAAUGCAUUUGAGGGACCAGAGAAGCUCUUAGAAGUAUGGUUCAGUCCAUCCGAGAGGGCGGUCCCAGCGUCUGCCUCUCCGCUUGGCUUGAAGGCGGUCUCGCAGGACACAUGGAAGGAGAUGCUUGACUUGGUCAAUUGCAAGGUUCUCUCGGUCGUUGAGAGCCGCAAUGUUGACGCCUACCUGCUCUCCGAAUCCAGCAUGUUCAUUUUCCCGCACAAGCUUGUGCUGAAGACCUGCGGCACCACGACGCUGCUCUACGGCUUGCCGCGCAUGCUUGAGAUUGCAGCUCUUGAGGCUGGCUUUCCACACACCAAGGCUAGCUUGCCGGAUGGCACUGCGACCGCUGCGAGUCCAUACCGGGUCUUCUACAGCCGCAAGAACUUCCUCUUUCCAGACCAGCAGAAGGGACCACACCGCAGCUGGCGUGAUGAGGUACGCUACCUUGACAAGAUGUUCAUGGGAGGGAGCGCCUACAUGAUUGGCAAGAUGAACGGCGAGCAUUGGUACCUGUACAUCACGGGGCCGAGGACUGAGUUGACUCCACCGUCGACUCCUGAGGAAGCCCAGUUUCAGACCCCGACUCAGAAGAUGAUGCUGCCUGAGAAAGGUAUGAACGGCCAUCCUGAUGCUGAGCCGGAGGAUGAGACGCUGGAGAUCCUCAUGACCGACCUCGAGGAAACCAAUGCACGCCAAUUCUACCUGGACGAGGCUAGUGCCAUUGCCUGUGACAAUGCACGGCACGCCCACCUGGUCCGCAAGGAGGCCAUCGAGCAUCUGGGCGUCAUCCCCGAGCACAAUGGGUCGGACCCUAGUAUCUCCGGCAACACGUUAGUGAACGGGAAUGACGAGUCUUUUGACGUCUUCGCUCAGACCUCCAGCGACCAUUCUGGCCACACCACCCCUGACGAGGAGCCGCUCACUUUUGGUGAAGAGCUCAGCACUGAAGGCCACACGCUCGGCACAGUCGUCACUGAGGCCUGCGGUCUGGCAGACGUCUACCCGGUAUCCAAGUACCCAGACGCCCGCAUCGACUCGUACCUCUUCACGCCGUGCGGCUACUCUGCCAACGGCGUCGUUCCAAUGCCAGGAGACGCCGAGAGCACGUCGUACUGGACCGUUCACGUCACGCCAGAACCACACUGCUCCUACGCCAGCUUCGAAAGCAACGUGCCCACUCGCCACACCGGUCGUGACACCGUUGAUGUGGUACAGCUGGUCGUCGGGAUCUUCAAGCCUGGUAGGUUCAGCGUGACAUUGUUUGAGGCGAAGGAAGGAGGGAAUGACAACUCGUACGCUAAGAAGGAUAAGCGCAUGGAUCAUAUCAAGGGAUACCGACGCAUUGAUCGGAUUGUGCAUGAUCUUGAGGGGUACGAGUUGGUAUUCCGAUACUUUGAGAGAGAGGAUUGGAAGGGUGGAUCUCCGAGACUUGGAGAGCGAAGCCCAUGA